Malassezia globosa CBS 7966 is the source of this 384-nucleotide messenger RNA. RefSeq lists its product as uncharacterized. Lineage: Eukaryota; Fungi; Basidiomycota; Malasseziomycetes; Malasseziales; Malasseziaceae. The coding region runs from base 1 to 384 and encodes 127 amino acids. The transcript has a single exon. The record is from RefSeq and is a predicted model, not a curated record. Gene Ontology annotation, biological process: protein targeting to ER. Gene Ontology annotation, cellular component: signal peptidase complex; membrane.
AUGCAGCACUUUGUCGAGACAAGACUAAAUUUGGACUUUGAUACCCAACCCCUGUUCAAUUGGAACACGAAGCAGGUUUUCUUGAGUUUGACAGCGUCUUAUGACUCGCCGCGUUAUGGCACGCAAGACGUCGUGGUAUGGGACAAGAUUGUGCGCAACGAUGAUGAGAAAAGGAUCCGUAUAUCUUACUUGCGUAACAAAUAUGGAUUGCGCGAAUACUCCAAGUCGUUCGAAAACGUUACAUCUCUCGACUUCCGAAUUGAGUGGAACGUCAUGCCUUUUGUGGGUCUUAUGCAGCGCGGCGUGACACCCCGUUCUGAUCCAUACGCAUUGCAUCAAGACCCACAACUUCGCAAGCAAUCGCCUGCUCUUCUACCAUAUUAG